AUGCCUAAUUUCGACGAGUUACUAGACAAUGCAAAAAAGCCACUUUAUCCAACCUGCACAGAGUUCUCAAAGCUAUCAUUCAUAGUCAAGUUGCUUCACAUAAAGGCAGUUGGUGGUUGGACUGUGAAGUCGUUUGAUAUGGUUGUAAAGCUUUUGCAAGCAGCAUUUCCUGAGGCUCAGUUCCCUGCCUCAUAUAACGAGGAUCAUGCUGAUAAAGAUGAGUGCCCUAAAUGUAAUGCAUCUAGGUGGGCCUCAAGCACAACUAACCAAAAGAGGAUACCCCAAAAAGUCCUCCGCUAUUUUCCUUUGAAGCCACGGUUGCAAAUGUCAAAGAAGACUGCCCAAGCCAUGAGAUGGCAUGUAGAAGAGCGUGUUGAUGAUCCCAACUUCAUGAGACAUCCAGCUGAUUCUAGGGUAUGGAAAGACUUCGAUAACAAAUAUGAUUGGUUUGCCCAAGAUCCUCGUAAUGUCAGACUUGGUCUAGCAAGUGAUGGGUUCAACCCAUUCAAUAACAUGAGCAAACCGUACAGCAUUUGGCCAGUGCUACUUGUGCCUUACAACUUGCCCCCUUGGUCAUGUAUGAAAGAUCCAUACUUGAUGAUGUCGUUGUUAAUCCUCGAACCCAAAGCACCGGGAAAUGAUAUUGAUGUGUUCUUGCGUCCCCUAAUACAUGAGUUGACAGAACUAUGGGAAGAGGGAAUUCGUACGUAUGAUGCAUACAAACGAGAAUCGUUUCAAUUGAGGGCAGCAUUGCUCUGGACCAUCAUUGAUUUUCCUGCAAAUGCAAAUCUUUCAGGCUGGAGCACAAAGGGUAAGAUGGCAUGCCCUACAUGUAACUUAGAAACAGAUUCACUAUGGCUUGUGCAUGGCCGAAACAUUGUUAUAUGGGUCAUCGUCGGUGGUUGGUGCCAGAUCAUAGUUGGAGAAGGAAAAAAAAUACUUUUAAUGCUUUCUUACUGGUUAGAUUUGGGAUUGCGAUAUAACUUGGACGUCAUGCAUAUUGAAAAAAAUAUUUGUGAUUCAAUCCUGGGAACCUUGAUGAAUAUGGAAGGCAAAAGUAAGGACACCGCCAAUGCGCGUAGGGAUUUGGAAGAUCUUGGACUAAGAAAAGAAUUACAUUUACAGCAUAAUGGUAAUCAUACUUCUAUGAGUCUUGCAUGUUACAUGUUAAAUGUAACUGAGCGAAGGAGUUUUUUUGCACGUUUGUCAGAAGUCAAAUUUCCAGAUGGUUUUGCCUCAAAUAUUGCCUGGUGUGUCAACAUUACUGAAGGAAAAAUCAUGGGGAUGAAGAGCCAUGAUUGUCAUAUCUUUAUGCAAUAUUUGUUACCAGUUGUUAUUGGUGGGUACCUACGACCCAAUAUUAGGGGAGCUUUAAUAGAGUUCUGCUCCUUUUUCAAAGAAUUAUGUUCACGAACACUAGACAUAAUAGUGUUGCAACGGCUUCAAGCUAAUGUCCCCAUCAUUCUUUGCAAAUUAGAAAUGAUAUUCCCACCGGCAUUUUUCGAUAUCAUGGUGCAUCUUGCCAUUCAUCUUCCAGAUGAGGCAUUACUAGCAGGACAUGUUCAGUACAGGUGGAUGUACCCUUUCGAGAGGUAUCUGGGUAAGUUCAAGCGAUAUGUCCGCAAUAGAGCCCGUCCAGAAGGCUCAAUUGCUAAGGCAUAUGUUCAUGUCGAGUGCCUGACAUUUUUCUCUAUGUACCUUAAUGAUAUCGAGACUAGAUAUAACCGAGAGGAAUGGAACAUUGACUUGGUUGGGCAAACAUCUCAAGUGCCAAGUUUAUUUGUUUUCUCCCAAAAGAUUGCCGAGUUGCAUGCGAAGACUCCUCCUGAGGUGACCGAUGACAUAUAUGCAUUAGCAUGCGGUCCAGAUCCACUAAUUGCAUCAUAUGUCGGUUGUAUAAUGAAUGGAAUUCAGUUUCACACGAAGGAUCUCGAAGGGCAUCGCCGCUCCCAAAACAAUGGGGUUGUUGUUCAUGCCCACCAUGAAGGAUUGCCAAUUGACUUCUACGGUGUGUUGUAG
Juglans regia (Persian walnut) is the source of this 2019-nucleotide messenger RNA. RefSeq lists its product as uncharacterized. The transcript has 4 exons. The record is from RefSeq and is a predicted model, not a curated record. Lineage: Eukaryota; Viridiplantae; Streptophyta; Magnoliopsida; Fagales; Juglandaceae. Bases 1 to 2019 code for a protein of 672 amino acids.